AAAACAAAACAGAAACGCGUGUUCUGUAACUGCACACUGCGUUAUAGUAUUAGUGUUUGACAAUUACGCCCGAUCCUUCAAAGACAUCAAAUUGUUAAACUUUCCGUACCCACGCUUAGUGUUCUGAGUGCAUAAGUGCGUUCACACUGAGAAGUGCGAAAAUAUUCAGUGCACUUCCGUAUCUCCAUGUUUCACCCCAAAUUGUGAAUGCGCAGUGAUUCGAUUCGUAUACUUCCAUUCCAUACAAUUUAGUGUGUACGAUAUAAACCAUUAUACACUGCGUACAUACAGUAUUUCUCGAGGACGCCAAUUUUGACAGUGAAGUGACCAAAUCGUAAAUUUAAUUGUUGUUACUCACUUACCGGAAAUGACGAUGCCAAUGUUUAUCUGCUUCCUCAUAUUGUCCUUUUAAACGAUGAAUUGCAAACAAUCGAGGCACUCCCUUCGCCUUCACUUAUAUAACCAGGAUGGUGGUGAUUGUGGAAGAUUAGGGUCUGUAUACUCACCAUUUCGCGUGUGUUGAGUGUACAUCUGGGUACAGCAUUUUGUUGGAAUACACUCAUGCACACAAAUACGCAUUGAACCCUCAUGAUUGUGCGCCAGCUCACCACAAGAACCCAGAUAAAGUCACAACUGGAUGCUUCACUGAGGAAAGGCUGGAACAGUCACACAAUGGCCAGGCCCAGUUCAGACCUGGCAGCAUUCAGGGAGAUCUUCUUAAAGGCCUCCAAGAUAGCCAUCAUCACUGGUGCAGGAGUGAGUGCAGAGAGUGGAGUCCCCACCUUCAGAGGGGCAGGGGGCUACUGGAGAAAAUGGCAAGCUCAGGAUCUUGCCACUCCUGAGGCCUUCUCCAGAAACCCCUCACGUGUGUGGGAGUUUUACCACUACCGUCGUGAAGUCAUGCUCACGAAAAAACCUAAUCCUGCCCACCUGGCUAUUGCAGAAUGUGAGGAGCGACUGGGCAGACAGGGUCGGGAAGUCACUCUCAUCACUCAGAACAUUGAUGAACUUCAUCGCCGGGCCGGAUCUAAAAAUAUCCUUGAAAUACACGGAAGUCUUUUUAAAACCCGAUGCAUAAGUUGUGGCCACGAAGCAGCCAAUUACAACAGCCCCAUUUGUUCUGCUCUGGAGGGCAAAGGAGCUCCAGACCCAGACACACAUGAAGUUCAGAUCCCUGUCAAGGACCUACCAAGGUGUGAUCAAGCAGGAUGUUCUGGUCUUCUGAGGCCAGCUGUAGUAUGGUUUGGCGAGGCUCUUGAUUCGGACAUCCUCAGUCGAGCAGAGAAAGUUCUGGAUGGCUGUGACCUUUGCUUAGUGGUUGGCACGUCAUCUGUGGUGUACCCUGCAGCAAUGUUUGCUCCUCAGGUGGCUGCAAGAGGUGUACCAGUGGCAGAGUUUAACAUGGAAGACACCCCAGCCACAAUGCGUUUCAGGUUUCACUUCCAGGGCCCCUGUGGGACUACCUUGCCCCCUGCACUAAGCCCCCAAAAACAACUGUGAAAACCAGAGCCGCUAAACACAGAAAAGACAAAUGCUUAUUGAACAUAUUUAUUGAACAAGAGCCCAAUAUGAGUAAUGAAGUUGGACAUAGAGUUGAAAACAAAUCAGGAACAGGAACUUUUGUAAUGCAAAUUCAUUAAAUGUGUGUACAUUU
Messenger RNA from Doryrhamphus excisus (bluestripe pipefish), 1654 nucleotides. The record is from RefSeq and is a predicted model, not a curated record. Lineage: Eukaryota; Metazoa; Chordata; Actinopteri; Syngnathiformes; Syngnathidae.